Molecule: messenger RNA, 1780 nt
Organism: Melanaphis sacchari
Lineage: Eukaryota; Metazoa; Arthropoda; Insecta; Hemiptera; Aphididae
Exons: 5
Coding region: 77-1780 (567 amino acids)
Cellular component (GO): nucleus
Molecular function (GO): DNA binding
Source: RefSeq, a predicted model, not a curated record
UUUGAAACGUGUGUUAUCUUCAAUCUCAACGUUAUUUUAAAUGUAAAAUAACAACGUUUUAAAAUUAGCUGCGCAAAUGGUUCGCGUGUACAAAAAAAAAGUGGGUAGUCGCCCAUAUGCUAAUAGGAGUGAUGAAGUUGUGGAAGAAGCUCUUCAAAAAGUUGCUGAUGGGGAACUUUCAAUUUUAAAAGCUAGUAAAAUGUAUAAAAUACCGUAUGGCACAUUAUACAAUCGUUUUAAUGGGAAACAUGGCAAAAAACCUGGAGGACAGGCAAUAUUUAGUGAUGAGGAUGAAAAAAAUAUGAUAGCUGCUGUAUCAAAAUGUGGUGAUUGGGGAUUCCCUUUAACUUUAAUGGAUUUAAGAUUAAUCGCAAAAACAUCAUUAGACAAAAGAGGAAUAAUAGUUCAAACAUUUAAGGAUAACCUUCCAGGUGAUGAUUGGGCAAGGAGUUUGUCAAAAAGACACAAUACACUAACUCAAAGAAUCACAACAAACAUUUCUCGAUGUCGCGCCGAAGUCUCCCCUGCUACAAUAAAUUUAUAUUUUGAUAAUUUGUCUUCAGUAUUAAAAGAUAUACCUGCUGAUAAUAUUUUCAAUUAUGAUGAGACCAACCUCCAGGAUGAUCCAGGUAAAAAAAAAUUUUUGUUCAAGCGUGGUACAAAAUAUCCUGUACAAGUUCAAAACCACUCUAAAAGUGCCACCACAAUAAUGGUAUGUGGGUCAGCAAGUGGUAUUCUAUUACCACCAUACAUCAUUUAUAAAUCAAAAAAUUUGUGGGAGUCUUGGACAAAUGAAGGACCCAAAGGAUCUCCAUGCUGUGAGAGUCCUUGCUGCUCAAAAGGAACCAGGUAUAAUUGUACACCACACGGAUGGAUGGAUGGUAUUACUUUCAAAGAAUGGUUUUUCACUUUAUUUUUGCCACAUGCAAACCGUUUGACUGGGCGCAAAGUAUUGAUAGGAGACAAUUUAGCAUCUCAUUUCAAUCCGGAAGUAAUACAACAGUGUGAGGAUUCUGGUAUUGAUUUUGUAUGUUUACCUAAAAAUGCAACACAUUUAACUCAACCACUAGAUGUGUGUUUUUUCCGGCCUUUAAAACAAAGUUGGAGAUUUUGUUUAAACGAAUGGAAAAAUCGUAAUACAAAGAUGCAAUCUAUUCCGAAGUCAUCUUUUCCAGCGUUGGUAAGUAGUUGUCUUCAACGAAUCAAUGAUGUAGGAAGCAUAUCAAGCAAUUUAGAAUCUGCAUUUCGUGCCACUGGAAUUUUUCCAUUAGAUCGUAAUGCUAUAUUACAAAAAUUACCAAAAGAAGAUUACCCUAAUAUUAAUGAUAUUGUUAGUGUGACUUCGGCCAUUUUAAACACAGAUAGUGAUGAUGAUGCAGUUAUUCCAUACAUUAACACAGAUUCUGAAAAUGAGGUAGAAAAUGAAGAUGUGAUUCCAGAUUAUCAAACACCAACCAAAGAUAAUUUAGAAAUUGGUGAUUUUGUAUUGGUCAAUGUUCAGUUAGGAAAACGAAAAAAGACUAUUUAUGUAUAUGCAGCUGUUAUUAAGAGUAUUGUUAAUAAUAUAUAUACACUAAAUGGUCUUAAAUCAUUAGAUGACAUUAAACAGAUUUUCAAAAUUCAAGAUGAUGAUGUAUUUGAUGUUGAUAUAAUACAUAUUAUUGCAAUUUUAAAAACACCUAAACUGACAAAAGAUGCAAAUUAUAUAUUUUUACAGCCACUCUCUGAUGUCAGAGAGGCAUAUCUGUUACCAAUGUAUUAUAAACUCAAGACUGCCUAG